Molecule: messenger RNA, 877 nt
Organism: Ylistrum balloti
Lineage: Eukaryota; Metazoa; Mollusca; Bivalvia; Pectinida; Pectinidae
Product: SAP30-binding protein-like
Exons: 7
Biological process (GO): regulation of DNA-templated transcription
Cellular component (GO): nucleus
Source: RefSeq, a predicted model, not a curated record
ACAUUCAUUUGUGUAUUAUUACUAAUCUUUCGCCGAAAUUAAUAUAUAUUUCAAAUGAUUCGUCCUUAAAUAUGUGAAAGGUUGACAUGAAUGCCUGUUUUUCUCAAUGAAUGUUUCAGACGAAGAAAAACUGAGUGAUAACUUUCCAUUCAAUUGAUAACGUCUGGUGAACGAUAUCGUUUUAUUUGAAUAAUUAUGGAAAGAAACGAUAGCUCAAGUGCGAUGUCCUCGUUGGCUAUGUAUGGUGGGGCUGACGAAGAAAUUUCUGAUGACGAACAACAGAAACUUGAUUCUCCUUCAAUAUCUGCAAUUGAUAAUAUUUCGGAUGAAGAGACAGAAUUGCCAAGCUCCCGACCAUCUUCAAGACCAGUUUUGGAUGAUGACUACAACUCUGGAUCUAGUGUGCCUGACAAGGAACCAACGAAGAAACCAUUGAAAAGAAAACCUACUAGAUUAGUGUCCUAUGCUAAGGAUGAUCUUGAAUCUGAUGAGGAAGAAAAAUCUGAUGAAGAAGAAGAGGAACAAAAUGAUCUCACACCAGAUGAGCAUGUUCUGAAUUCUUCUUUAAACCCAGAACAAGCAUCUCUGUUGUCAAGAAGUGUGUUAAACAAAACAGCAGAUGAGAUAGAAAUACCCCCAGAACCUGCAGGAAAAUGCCCUCGUCAUUUGCAGGAAAAGAUUGCUAAACUGUAUGAGAAAAUGCGAAGAGAUGGACUCAAUAUGGUGGCAUCAAUAGAAAGAAGAAAGGAUUUCCGAAAUCCUAGUAUAUGUGAGAAACUGAUAGAAUACUGUGGCAUAGAUGAGAAAGGCACCAACUAUCCUCCGGAAAUUUUUGAUCCACACAGAUGGGGUAAAGAGUCAUUUUAUGAUGCCCUAG